Messenger RNA from Fonsecaea monophora, 300 nucleotides. RefSeq names its product rRNA-processing protein cgrA. NCBI's taxonomy places the organism in Eukaryota, Fungi, Ascomycota, Eurotiomycetes, Chaetothyriales, Herpotrichiellaceae. The transcript has 2 exons. The record is from RefSeq and is a predicted model, not a curated record. The coding region runs from base 1 to 300 and encodes 99 amino acids.
AUGAGGGUCAAUGGCAAGAACUGGCAUGCUCCCAAGAAGCCUUUCCGCCCUACAGCAGGCCAGACAGCAUAUGCCAAACGAAAAGAACUCGAUAUGCUCAAACAAGCCACCAAGGCCCGCGAACAAGAAAUGAAAGAAGAAAAAGAAGCCGAGCGGAAUCGACGGAUACAGGCCAUCAAGGACAGACGGAAAGCUAAAGAGGAGAAAGAACGGUAUGAGAAGAUGGCAGAGAAAAUGCAUCAGAAAUUGGUCGAGAGGAGGAAGCGAAGAGAGAAAAGGAAUAAGCUGCUGAAAAGUUGA